Messenger RNA from Pocillopora damicornis (cauliflower coral), 2250 nucleotides. RefSeq lists its product as uncharacterized. The record is from RefSeq and is a predicted model, not a curated record. NCBI's taxonomy places the organism in Eukaryota, Metazoa, Cnidaria, Anthozoa, Scleractinia, Pocilloporidae.
UUGGCUUAAGUGAUGAAGAAUCGAUUUAUCUUCAAAACAAGAAUAAAACAUACUUAAAAGGGAUUUCAGAGAUAACAAGAACUUUUUUUGAUAAAUUUUCGGACAAAUUUCUCAGAAUUUCCGGGCACAGAUAUAGAAGACUGUUCGUGAUGUUUGUCGUUGAAUUUUUUUUGUGAGGGGGCGGGGAAGGUAGGGGGUUAUUAACCAUCUUUUCCGAUGAAGUCUGAAUUUCACUAAUGUUUUUGUGAUAAAAGAGCGAGAUAGUUUUCCAAAGCUCCGCAACUGAAUUCAUAACAGGGAGAGAAAUCCAGGAGAGAAUCCCAAGUAUCUUUUGAAAUUAAAUUACCAACCUCUUAAAAGAGGAGAGCUAAAAAGAGGAAAGAAAACGCAGAUAAGAAUUACUCAUUAUUCCGUAAAAGAUAGGAAAUAGUUGAUAAAGGAAAAGUAAACUUCUGAAGCAGCCUUAAUACUUCGACAUGAUUUGGUACAUGCUCAAAACACUGGCUGAAAAUAACAAAAGGAUUCAUGUAAAAAAUAGAUUUAAUGAGGGGAAACGCAACUCCUUUUGACGCAUGGGACGAAUCAAGACGGGAAAUUAGUUAGAAAACAAAAAAUGUACGACUAGAACUGAUAAAUAAUUCAGGUUGAACUUGAAAUCGUUCUCAAAUCACCAUUGUGCCUAAGCGGCCAUAUAAUGAGAACAAAUAAAAUAUUUUUGCUAUGAUAAUUAACAUCAAAAGCUCCUUUGCUGGAAUAUGAAUUUGUCAAUGUGCGGACGAAGGUUGACAAGCAGGAUAUUGAGCGUUGUGGUAUCAACAUCACAUUUAUUUUGGUCUCAACCGUGCUUGAUAUGUCUAGAUAUCGGACCGACAAAGUAAUAAAUAAUAUGCAAUGAGCUGAUAAGCGUUUGUUUGAACCAACACUCUGGAGGAGUUCCCAAAGCAUUUAUCUCUAAAACGUUUUCUGGGGUUUUUAGUGUAGGAUGGCGAAAUGUUGUAACAUCUGUAGACACCGUCAAAGUUGCGUCAGUGAUAAUUUGUGUCCUUAAACUGACCGCACUACAGGAUUAUCAGGAUACGCGGGCACUACUAAAUGCUGGUUACCGUUGCAGAUAUAUUGCGCCUACAAGAGAAUAAGACGAUACUUUCUGAUACUACCGUGAUUUAGUUUUGUGACUGCUUUCGUUAUGUUGUCAGCCACAAGCGCCACUAAGUUUUUCAAAGAAUGAGACAUACUGUUUUGCGUGUUUAUGGAGAAGAGAGAUAUUGGUAAGCACUUGGUUGUGAACAAGAAUUCCAUCGCAGAACCAUUAGUGUUUGAUACACAAUGGGAAAACGAUGGCGCAACAAACAGCGAAGACAGAAACUUCGAGGCAUUCGGAGACUUGGCUGAUAAUUUCGAUCAAAAAUUGUAUCAGUUCCAUAAACUGACGGCCUGGGAAGAACGUUGUCUUGAGUUCUUCAGCGAAGUUGCAUUACCUUUGCGCCCGAAACGACAACUAAGUUUUCCUGUCAUUAGCAACGACAUGAAUGGGGAAAAGAGUUACGUAAUCGAAAGUUUGGGCUCAUUUUCGUCCACCGCAGGGUGCUUGAACUAUGAAACGGAAUAUAGUGCAACAAUGAAUGGUACAAUUGAGGAGAGGAACAAUUUACUUUCACAGACAAAGUUUAAAAAUCAGCAGAGUGAGGAGAAGAAGUCAAAGCCAACAAGGACAUCAGCUUUACCGCCUCUGGUAGAAGGUAAAUACAGUAACUGUCCUUCGACAGAGAUUGGACAGUAUUCUGUCGGAGAAUUUUCAGGGAGGAAGAAGGAGUUUGAUGUCCCAGCCCUAGUCUUAUCUCAGGCGGAAGAUGAGUUCAAUGAUAAAGCGAGUUUAAAACUUCCUAAGAUAGAAUCAGCUGCUCGUCUGGAAUCUGGUCAUCUUCAUAUAUCGGCAUUAUCUGCGCCAGAACCGCCGAACAGACUGGCUGUCCCCGGCUUCAUUGAACCUUUCAAGUCAUUCAGACCUCCUGUACUACCGCUGUUAGAAGAUAAGAACUCAAGAAUGGGUUCCUUUCGGUUACCGCUUUUAGGAACACGAGAUGCUGUGUCAAGAAUAUGUGAUGAGAAUGAAAAAGAACCCAACCCAAAGAAUCUCUCGUCUUAAAUUGGGUUCUGACUAAUUGGUAGAAGCACGCUUUUUAAAUUGCAAACCAUUAAUGUAACCGAAUCUGGUAAUUGUAAAUAGCUCGCCGAAGAUCUUGAUUUGAA